Messenger RNA from Dermacentor andersoni, 6465 nucleotides. RefSeq names its product myogenesis-regulating glycosidase-like. Gene Ontology annotation, biological process: carbohydrate metabolic process. Gene Ontology annotation, molecular function: hydrolase activity, hydrolyzing O-glycosyl compounds. Lineage: Eukaryota; Metazoa; Arthropoda; Arachnida; Ixodida; Ixodidae. The record is from RefSeq and is a predicted model, not a curated record.
GUUUCGUGCUAACAAAUCCAAUCCGAUCUAAUUGGCGGCUGCGUGCGUGUGGAAGGGUUUCGGUGAAUCCUUGUAGCAUUGCGACCGAUGUGAAUCUAAGUGCUUUUGCUUGGUUCCCAAGGACAAAUUGUUGUUUUUGUCAUUUCGCGAGCAUGUUCAAGAGGACAUUAGUGCGAGUGCACAAUAUGACGCGUCAGCGGUGAGCAUGCGUCGCUGUUAUCACUUUGGUGAUGGCUUCUGAAAGCCGCCGCCGCCGAUAGUGGGGGUUUACCCCAACCUGUGUAUGCGACGUGCUACUCAAGCUAAGGCAAAGGCCGUGCGCCGAGUCGCUGUUGUUGUGAGUGCAGGUGCGUCGCGCAAGCGGCGAUCCAUGCGUGGAGGAGUGACAGCUCCGAGGACGCCGCUUCCGUCGUUGUUGUCUGCGUCACUCCUCGGUGCUGCAUCCCUUACGCUGCGUGCCAGGAAUGUCAGUUCUCUCCCGCUGCAGAUAAGAGGCAGUCAAUGAACGGUUCGACCACUUCGAGCUCUUGACCAGCGUAGUCGCAGCGGCGCACACGAUGAGCCUCCCAGAGGCAUUAGGUGCUGCCAGCACUGAGGACCUGCUGCCGCUUGCAAGCGUGGCAGGGCCCUCUUUGGAGCAGGAGGCCAACAGCCAGCCAGCGACAGCUGCUACCUCGCAGAACACCACUCCACGGGACACGCCACCGUCUACGCCAGGGCUGGCGCGCCGUCUCUCGGGUGUGCCGGCCCUCAAGCUCAACCUUGAUGACACCACAUGGAGCACCGUGCGGCCGCCCAAGGCUGUUGGUGCCACGCAUCUUGCACAGCGCAAAGAAGAGCCCAAACGCUCUGGAUUUGCCAAUAAGGCAGCCAAGGCGCUGGCUCUUGUGCGCCAGAGCCGGACGCCAGAAUUCCGGUUCCGGCUUGUUCUGGCUGUGCUCUUCCUCAGCAUAGUGAGUGUGGUGGUCCUGACAUGGCACCUGCAUGAGGCAUUCCAGGAGGCCACCCGACUCUCCACCAAGUCUGACUUUGAUCCUCAGACACGAAGGCUGCGCUUGCUUGAUCGUGGAGGCCGCACCCUGCUUCAGGGAGAACUUGGCCAGGUGAUCCCUCCAGCUCUGGAAGCACACAUCUGCCCUGUGCUGCACCUCGGCUACUGCUAUGAGUGGAAGUAUCGUGCUCGUCUCGAGAUGCGGGUUGCACCCAUGCAGGGUGAAAUAGCCUGCUACGAAGUGCACUGGCGGGCUGCGAGUGUGCAUACAGAACUGGUGGAUUGUUACGACCUCACGGGCGCCCACUGGUUUGGCAUGGGCGAAGUGGCAAACCUGAGCUGGCCGCUCGCAAAUCUUCAGCUCAACACUAUGGCCUUUGAAACGGGUCGUGCUGACCCGCUGGGUUCUGUGUUAGAGCCGUACUGGCUGUCGUCACGUGGGGUAUCAAUUUUGGCAAGUCCCAAUCAGGCGUUGAUGUUCAGCUUCAAUGCUUCUGGCAGUGAACGACUCUGCCUGGCCGCGAAGGAGGAGCUAAACUACACGCUAUGCACGGGACCUGACGUGUUGGCCAUUCACAGAGCAUCGGCACCACGCCGUCCCGAGCUCAACAAUUUCACGGCUGCAGAGGAAGUCUUUGUCAGGCAUCCAGUACUAGUGCCUAGGCCUGGUGAGGAUGGCAAUUUGACGCAAGCAACUGUGCAUGAGUAUGCCAACCGGUUCGUGAACCAUGGUUUCAAUGGUGGCUUUGUAUUGAUUCGUGAUGGCUGGCAGCGCACUCAAGGUGACCUGACUUUCUGGAAGGAUGCAUUCCCACAUCCAGCAGAGAUUGUCCGCAUUCUUCAUAACAAGGGAAACAAGGUUUUGUUGGACGUACAUCCCUACUUCUGCCUCAACUCUAACAACUUCAGGGCUGCUAUGGACGGAGAGUACCUUCUGGCUGACCAGAGCAAGGUUCCACUGCUGACCCGCUGGAAUGGCAGCCUUUGUGCUGUGGUCAACCUAUUUGAGGAGCGGGCUGCUGAUUGGUUCCUGGAGCAGCUUAGAGAACUGAACAGGACGCUUGGAGUGGACGGCUUUGUGUUUCGCGGUGGCCAAGCACGAGCACUGCCCUACGGCCAAGGACGAUGGGCAUCGGCAUUCCUUGGGCGCUACCUUGAAGUUGCUUCCCGCAGCAGCCCUGUCCUCGGCACACCAGGUGGUGCAGGAUUUGUCACCCUGGCACCCCAGCCAUCCACUUGGGCUGCACUGCAGGGCAUCCUGCCCAAGGUUUUGACCUUGGGCCUUCUGGGCCACCGUGUAGUCAGUCCCGGCUGUGUGGGUGGAGACUUGGUGGCCCCUGGGACCAAGCCCGAGAGGGAGCUCUACUUUCGGUGGUGGCAGUUGGCUGUGUUUCUGCCCGUGCUGCAGUUUUCUGUGCUUCCCAGUGACUACAACGAUGACUUUGAGCUCACUAAGGUAUCACGGGUGCUCACACAAUUUCGCAAGACGCGAGUGGAGCCAGCCAUGAAGGAGGCCUUGGAGGAGGAAGCACCUCUAGUGAGACCUUUGUGGUGGCUCGACCCCCGAGACCACAACACAUAUGGGGCGGGCCACCAGUUUGCACUGGGCAACAACCUCAUUGUAGCUCCUGUGUUGGAACCAGGACGAAAUUCAGCAUAUGUCUACCUGCCUCAAGGCUGGUGGUGCGAGGACCAAAAGUUGCACCGUGGUGGCAAGUGGAUCAGCGUCACUGCACCGCUUGAGAAGGUCACCUACUUUUCACGGUCAGACAAGUGCUAAAAGCCUGGUGAUCCAUAACCUGAGGCCAAGGUCGAAGUGUGGCAUUACGCACCAGCUGACGAUGGCAGUCUUGCUGUGCUGCCUGUCUUGGUGCUCAAGAGAUUGCCGGUAUUGGCAGCCCGAACGUGGCUCAAGAGAAAGUGCAUUCCAUUAUGCUUCAACCAGCGAGAUAGCUAGGUGUCGUUCUUGGGCUAACUUGAGCGGCAUGAUUGAAAAGAGACUAUGCAGCUUUGAAUCUGGCUCAACCAGGGUACAGUUUUGCAAGAAAUCACAUCCCACAACCUCCUUUGAGGUAGUCAAGUUUCAGUGCAAUUUACGAGUCAGUGUCGCCAUACUUUUCUCUGAGAAACUCAUCUUUCAGCGAGCUCAGGGGAAUGGCAGCACAACAUGGGUAAAAGGGUGAAAAUUGGUGCAAGCUGCAGCAACGGAACUUUACCCUUGGUGUAUUGGAGCACAUGUUACAGAGAAGUGCUUGAGAAAUUAAGGAUACUGAUGACGUUAAUGCUGCAAUAGCAGAGUGAAAGUACAUAGCGGGCAGACACUGAUGGUAGUUAAGACGACCAUCCUUGCCUCAAAUUGGGGGAAACAGCAUUAAGCACACAGUGAAGCAUUUGUAGCCUGUUUUAGUUUUAACCUUUAUAGCUAGUUUAUGUUAGCUCAACAGAUGUUGGACUUUAUGUUGCUGUGUAUUUUUCUCGAAGACGCAUGCUCAAUCUGUAUUGAAUGAAGUUGUAUUCCAAGUGUUGUUUGAUAUGGCUUGUCCCCCCCCCCUCCUUCCCUCUCACCAUUUCUGUAUUGAAGGUUUGUUUGUUUCUUGUGUGGGGCGGGCAUUUUAGGCGGUAUAAGAGGGAUUCCAGGUCAGCAGAAGUAAUUGUACUUCACAUUUGUGACUUUUGACAAGGUUCAGAUGCUGGGAUAUUCAGGAUUGUGUAGGAUAGGAUUAGAUACAAAGGGUUGGACAACCAUCAUGAAGCCUUUCAGGUAAAGGGGCAGCUCCAGCCCUCUAUGUGAAAGUGACUUGAAACCUUUUUAGCAUUUAUAUGUAAAGCAUAAAGUGCAAUAUACUGUUACUAGACAUCCAGCUUGCACUUGUGCAUUGUUUGUUGUGAUGGACAGCUGCAGGGGUGCACCUGUGUUGAGAACUGUCACUUCUCAAGUGCCUUAUUUUUACAUAAUUUUGCAUAGUGCUUGCUCAGCAGGCAUUUUCAACAACUGAGGCCCUAAGGCCCUGGUUAACUGCAAAUUAUUGAUUAUACCAUUGGUGUGUGUUAGGUGAGAGUAGCACAAACUUCCAGCUAGUACUAUUGCUCACAAGGAUGCACAAGUUCAUCUCUUUAAUUGGAAACAGAGAUUACGAUUUCUAGGUUUUGCUUGUACCACUGUCUUCUUUUACAUCAACAUUGUGCUGAGUAACUGCUUUUGAAUAAUUGUGAUGUUUGUACUGCCACAAAAAUUUUUCAAGUCAGCUCAUUAAUAGCAGAGAUAGAAAUAUUUCAGUGCUGUGAACCCAUUUCAGCAGGCAAGCUCCACUGCAUAGCGAGACUCCCUCUCCACUCGCCCGUCUAGCCUUCGCAAGCGAAAUUCCUUCCCUGCGUUCUCCCAUGUCGAACCUCGAGGCGCAUACGUCACGGGCCCCGCCUUCACUUUUUUCUUUCUCCUCGCUUUUCUUUUUUUCUGGCGCUACGCAUUUCCGCUGACGGCGUCAUGCACAAGCUGUUGUCUCGUUCGUGCAGUGCACGAUUUUGCACGCUGUGCACAAGGAAACAUGACUAACGGUAUAAUUCAGUGCUACACGAAUACCGAGGCAGAACAAGCGGAUCGCAGAGCAUGAUCACGCGCCGGAGCACGGUAGAAAAUGGCAUAGUUUCAGUACCUACGCACGUGACCGCACGACCGUGGGAACAAGCAGACGAAGCAGAAGUACAUCACUCUUGAUGAGGGGCCCUUUAACAGCUCUAACUGCAAAUUAGGCAAACUGGUAUGUAUAUUUAGAGACAUGCAACCAACUAUAUACAGUUACUUUCAUGGUCUAUUUCACAGCAUGCAUGUCAUCACUGUGGCAUUUAAUGCUUGUAAUUUUGUUGAGAUUACUUGUCUAACAAAUACGUCAAAAACAAGCUGCCUCCUUACUUUUCCUCAGCAGUUAUUGCAAGGAGCCUUUCAGUUCCUUUGUGUUACUCUUUGUGUUAUGGCUUCUAGAAGGCUCUCAGUGUUGGAUGAAAUAUAAUUCAGGAAUGAGGACAGAUUUAAAGAUCAUUCAAGAAAAACUAAACUGGCUCACUUUGUGUCCCCUGCGUCGCAUGCAUAGCAUGUACAGUUAAGGCUGGAACGCUUAAUUUUUUUCUUGUGUAGUGUCAUUGUGGCCUUUGCAACUUUCCGGUGAGCAGUACUGUGGCUGCACUCGUGUAGCAAGGCCUUGAGAUUUUCCGUCUUCCAUGUUAUGUACUUUCACAUUUUUGUAUAUGAUUUAGCUGAGAGCAGUAUACUACUGUACUGUGUUUGGCUAUUGUGUAUAUUUCAAGUAUAUGUCAAAAAAUGUAAACACAUUAUAAAUUUGCCUAUUCUUUGGUCAUUCCACCUCUCAUGACACAUUGACCUUCAAUUUUUCAUAGGAUAUGAUUCUUGUGUUCUUUGUGAGCUGACUGUCAGUGAAAUUUUCUUGAUGGCAUUUUUUUCAGCUUUUCACAUCCUGAAUGCAUGUUAACAUGUGGUCUUGACUGUUGAUUUCACAAAUCUUGGGAAACAGUGCUGUGAACAUAUGGAGAAGCCAUUGCUCAAUCUUGGUGUGUUUCGUGUGCUUAUCAUUCCAAGUAUUUUAAGUGGCACCCUGUCCUACCAAGUCAUUCUGCACAAAGUUAGUGCAUUAAGUCAUUGUGCAACCAGUCAUGACUGCACUGCUUGAGAACAAAUGCAUUGCUUCAUAUACUAUGUCAUAAUGAGAUGCUGCAGUGUUUUGUCUCAUUUAGAUGUCUUGUGUGUUAAAUAAUGCUGAAAAGUUCAUAUUUUUUUAUGCACUUUUGGUUAGCUUGCUUUUGACUUGUCAUUUGCAAGUAUCCACAUAAUGCAUUGUCAUCAAGCCAAUAAGUACAGAAAUUUCUGGUGGCUUUGACAAGUUGUUUAUGUUGCCUCUGCCAGUGUGCAUGUGGCAAAAAGUAUUGCUUUGGCACUGUUGGUUUGCCAUGUGCUAUAGGAACUGUUCCUUGUUAUAUGUAUAUAUACCGUUGGCUGUGAUAACCAAGAGUUUGUGAAACAAUGCUGGUGUUACAGGUGCGUUGUUGCAAGCACUGGCAUUCGUAGUGGUGUCGUCUUCAACCACCUGUGUUUUGUGUUUUAUUUUAUCCCCACAUCGUCUUGGACGAUCAAAAAGCCUGCCUGUGCAGAGAUCAAGGUGUGCCUGUGUGCGAGUGGUGCUCUUCAGAAUUAUUUCUUUGUCACCCAUCAACAUGGAUGUUUGUUACAACCGUUCUAGUAUUUCUCACUUGUUUUAUGUGCAGACUUUACAGUCUUGAAGAGCAGCUGUCAGGAACUUGUGUCACAAAUUUUUUAAUGUCUGUGCAAAGGUUGUACAAAAUGCUCCUGUGCUGUUCCGAGAUGGGGCAAGUUUUUAUGCAAUCAAGAUACUUAUAUGUUGGUGCUGAGUCACAGGAAACAGUUGUUGACUUCAAUUGUAUUUUUGAAUAAAAUGAGUACUUGA